Molecule: messenger RNA, 1953 nt
Organism: Ziziphus jujuba (common jujube)
Lineage: Eukaryota; Viridiplantae; Streptophyta; Magnoliopsida; Rosales; Rhamnaceae
Product: disease resistance protein RPV1-like
Exons: 6
Coding region: 1-1953 (650 amino acids)
Biological process (GO): defense response
Molecular function (GO): ADP binding
Source: RefSeq, a predicted model, not a curated record
AUGGAGUUGUUAAAGGAUGAAACUAUUUUAAGUCUGGAUACCCCAUUUGUAUUAUCAACUUUCAUCCAAAAUAAACUUCAUCGUAAAAAGGUCCUCAUCGUUUUAGAUGAUUUAGAUAGCCCAGUUGACUUAGAAGCCUUAGUUGAAGGGUAUUAUCAUCUUGCUCCUGGAAGUAGAAUCAUUGUUACAACUAGAAAUCUACAAGUGCUUAGGAAGGGAGCUAAUAGAAUUUACAAAGUCGAAGGAUUAAAUCACCAUGAAUCUCUUGAGCACUUCCAUUUGCAUGCUUUUAGAAAAAUUUCUCUUGCACCAGAUUAUAGAGUGCUAUCUGAAAAAUUUUCACUGUAUGCCAAUGGUAAUCCAUUAGCUCUUAAAGUUUUGGGUUCUUUCCUCUGCUCCAGAAGCAAAGAAGAAUGGCAAAGUGCACUAAAUAAGCUAAAAAUAGUUCCAAAGCAAGACAUUCAUAAUAUGUUAAGAAUAAGUUAUGAGGGGCUAGACGAUACAGAGAAGGAUAUAUUCCUUGACAUUGCAUGUUUCUUCAAUGGAUAUAACAGAGAUUAUGUAGAAAGCAUACUGGAUAAUGGUGAUUCAAUUUCAAAAAUAGCGAUAAGUGUUCUCAUUGAUAAGUCUUUGAUAACUGAAAAUUGGAAUAGUUGGAAAGAUGAAACAGAGUUGUGGAUGCAUGACUUACUACAACAAAUGGGCCAUGCAAUUGUUCGUGGAGAAAACAAAGAGCCUGGAAAACGUAGUAGGUUGUGGAUUGCUAAAGUUGUCUGCCAAACAUUCGAAAGAAAUACAGGAACUGGAGCAAUUGAAGGCAUAUUGUUCAACAUGUCCGAAAUGAAAGGAGAUGUAGAAUUGAAUCGUGCAGCCUUCUCGAAGAUAUAUUUCCAGUGGGAUUCAUAUCCUCUGAGAUCUCUGCCUUCAAAUUUUAUUCCUGAGAAUCUUGUUGAACUUAUUUUAUCUGAAAGUCAGCUUGAGGAACUUUGGCAUGGAGCCCAGCUUCUAACUCAAAUGCCAAAUCUAUCUCAAGCUCUAAAUCUUGAAAUUAUAAGUUUAGAAGGCUGCACAAUUUUGGUUCAUGUUCCUUCAUAUUUUCAAAAUCUUCCCAAGCUUCAGUUUUUAGAUUUAAGAUAUUGCUCCAAUCUCACUGAUGUUGAAGGUAUAUCAGGGAGGAUAGAUUUCUUAGAUCACAACACAUGGAAGCUGAAGUCUAUAGAAACUCUUAAUGUCUCUCCGAAAUCAUCUGGGUUCAAUAUGAAUUUAAGAGUUUUACUUUUAGAUGGAAUAGCAGUAGAAGAAUUGCUCUCAUCAUUAGGGUUUCUCUCAUGUCUCACUGAAUUAAGUUUGGAUAAUUGUCAAAGGCUUGAAAGCCUACCAGCCAGCAUUCGUAAGUUGAAAUCUUCGGAAUCACUGAAUGUGGUCGGUUAUCCAAACCUAGAAAAGUUUCCAGAAAUCUUGGAACCUAUGGAACGCUUGGCUUUUCUUUGGUUAGCAAGUUCAGGGAUCAAAGAGUUACCAGAAUCCAUUGAAAAUCUAACUGGGCUGAAUACAUGCAACAAUGUAAUUGCUCAUCAUGCGUCAUCUAGAGUUUUCACCUGUGCAAGACCACAUAGCAAUGCUGGUGAUAUUAAACAUUUGGACCAAAUUGGUGCUCUGUAUAAUGUUACCGAGGCCUCUUUCCAAGUCCGGCUUUCGUUGUAUGAUUAUGGCGAUUCAGAAUCAGUAGACUUGAAAAGCGAUGAGUGUUGUGGGAUAAAAAAGUGUGGGAUUUGGUUACCAUAUGACCAAGAAGGUGCAGAGAAGUUGAAUGUUGCUGAGGAACAGAAAGUGGAACAAGUAUUAGGUAAUAAAAUUGAGAAGCGCAUAUAUGAAUAUCGUGAAGAUAGUGGAAGUGAUGAUAUUAGCAAUGGUAAAGGUUUUAAUUCAAAGAAAAUCAAGCUUAUUCCUUGA